This is a messenger RNA of Larimichthys crocea (large yellow croaker), 4910 nucleotides long. Its product is annotated as terminal nucleotidyltransferase 5C. Bases 1085 to 2263 code for a protein of 392 amino acids. Gene Ontology annotation, molecular function: poly(A) RNA polymerase activity; RNA binding. Lineage: Eukaryota; Metazoa; Chordata; Actinopteri; Sciaenidae. The record is from RefSeq and is a predicted model, not a curated record. The transcript is spliced from 2 exons. Gene Ontology annotation, biological process: mRNA stabilization.
AUGUUAUGUCGUAAUAUGUAUGUAAUAUGUCCUAAUAUGUUGAAUAUAAUAUGCUAUGUCCAUGUUUUAUACUAUACUACUGCUGUAGUUAGAGGUUGAGGUAAAGGGGUUGCAAUCAGCAACUAGACCACUACUAAAUCCUACACACUGGUCCUUUAAAUGUACACGCACACAAGUAUGUUUAUCACUUAAAUCUAGUGAGAAUUAUCUAAGUUAAAUUUUUAGAAAUGUAAAAAUCAGAUGGCAGAGUAUUAAAAGCACUCUUCAACAAGUUCAGUAUAUUUUAUUGCAUUCAGGAGCUUUAACUUCACAUAAUGUUUUCAUAAAGGUAUCUGAAAAGAUGAAGGUCCUUCAAAACCUGCCAGCAGUCAGCUUAAAAUCUAAAAAAGCCUCAGCAGUGAGUCAGUCGGCGUUCAUUAAUGAUGACAUAGAUUUUUCCCCUCGUACCAACACAAUGUUUUCACAUCAUAACAGCAGGAAUAAGUGCAUCGUUAAUCAUAUUCUUGCUGUUCAGUGGCAGUCUAGUACACGACCACAGCAUUAUUCGCUUUGUUUGAUGAGACAGGCGUAGAUUCAGCACUCCUUCUUCAGUGGUUUAGAGUUUAUACACGCAGCUUCAAUAGAAACAGACAAGUCCAGCCUGUCUCUUAUAGAUCUACCUACCAGAUUGUCUGUGCAGCUGACAGCCAGUGAAUGACAGACAGGUGAGUCACCUGUAUCCAGCACACAGGCACAUUAUCAUGGAGGAAUUUCAACGUGACGACAACUGAAGCUUUAUCUUGUGUGACCAACAAGCUGGUGACAACAGGAAUGUAUUGAACCGAUGAUAAUGCAUUGUGGGAGGGUUAGUUUUACACUGCUGUUCUGAAUUAGGUGGAGAAUAUUCUUUUAGCUGAAUAAAAGAGAGUACCUUGGAGUUUUCUUGUAGGCUUACACUUUAAAGCAAGCAAACAAUGGAGAAAUAUUGUAGGCAAGGCUAGUGGAUUAUGUGAAGAACAAACUGCAUUUAUUCUGUAUCGUUUUAAUUUUUCAUUAGCCACUAUAGCCAUGUUGUGAUACAUAUGUCAGACCUCUGUUUCACAGGAUGAUGGAGCUUCAAACAGAGAAGAGGUUCCACAACUUGACCCUUGAGCAAGUCCAAGCUCUGGACAAGGUCUUGACAGAGGUGAUCCCCAUCCACGGACGAGGGAAUUUCCCAACACUGCAGGUGAGAGCAAAAGACAUCAUUCGUGUGGUGAAGGAUCGGCUGGUCGAACGAGACAUCCAGGUGAAAGAUAUACGACUUAAUGGUGCGACUGCUAGCCACGUCCUGGUGAGGGAUAAUGGCCUCGGUUAUAGAGACUUGGACAUCAUUUUUGGAGUGGAGCUUCCCAGGCAGGAGGACCUCCAGGUGAUUAAGGAGGUGGUGCUGGGAAGUCUACGAGACCUCCUCCCUUGUGGAGUUAACAGACGCAAGAUCACCUGCCUGACAAUGAAGGAGGCGUACGUGCAAAAGAUGGUGAAAGUUUUCAACGAGCACGACCGAUGGAGCCUCAUCUCACUGUCGAACAACAGAGCUAAAACCGUGGGGCUCAGGUUUGUUAGUUCCCUUCGAAGACAGUUUGAGUUCAGCGUGGAUUCCUUCCAGAUAAUAUUAGAUCGAAUGCUGGAGUCUUACUGGGAGACUGAAAGGAAACAAGGAGGAAUGUUGCCUUUGAAUGCUGCAGAGUGCAUGUAUGGAGACUUUGAGCAAGCGAUGGACCACCUCCGCAAUCGCCUCAUUGCCACCCGCAACCCAGAGGAGAUCAGAGGUGGGGGGCUGCUGAAAUACAGCGACCUGCUGGUGAGGAACUUCAGACCAGCCAGCGAGACCGAGAUCAAGUCGUUGGAGCGAUACAUGUGCUCCCGCUUCUUCAUCGACUUCCCUGACGUAAGUGAGCAGCAGAGGAAGAUCGAGGCCUACUUGCAGUGCCAUUUCAUUGGCAACGAGGAGGCCAGCAAGUACGACUACCUGAUGACCCUGCGGCGCAUCAUAGAUGAGAGCACGGUGUGUUUGAUGGGACACGAAAGGAGACAGACGCUCAAUAUGAUCACCGUCCUGGCGCUGAGGGUGCUGGGCGAGCAGAACGCCAUCCCCAACACAGCCAACGUCACCUGUUUCUAUCAGCCGGCUCCGUACAUGACAGAGCCCAUUUACAGCAGCUACUUCAUCACCCAGGCCCAGCCUCAACUUGUCUACCACCCGUACCCGCUACAUGUCCACAUGCAAACAGGCCUGGUGUAGCUACAGUGACAUGCCCACAGGGAGGCAUGUAAGGCUUCUUUCAGCAUGAUGCUCUGCACGCAGAGGCAGAAAUGGAAGUUUUAAGCAACAACAGGCAACCACGGGGGCGCAGUGUUGUUGUAACGCUUUGAAAUCCCUCCUGCUUAUGACAUGAAAGACGACGAAAGGUCAGAACUGAAGGGUGGUCUGGAGGCAAAGCAUGUCACCCCCUUUUCUGAGACGAACGCUUUUGAAAAGGAAAGAAAACGCCGAGAGCCCACUUUUCAGUGAGCUCGUAGAGAGGAUUUCAUUGAAGUGGAGGGACUUUGUUUGAGGCUGUUUUUCAGCUCAGCUUUGGCUGGUCACCCUUCCCUGUUGAGGAGAAUGUUGUAAUGUGAUAAUUCUCUAUGACUAGAAGAUUUAAACUAACAUAAUCUAUGAAACAUCUUAAUUUGGUUAAGUAAUGAUAAGUCCGUACCUUUUCUGAGAGGUUAAAAACCCUUGUAUAACUGUUUUGUGAAUCAUCAGUCUCUUGUGGAGUAAAUUUCAGCACGUGGUUAUACCUGUGUAUUCACUGUAUAGACAUAGGAGGGCAUACAUUAGACAACAGUUGCUGUGGUAUUUCCAUGAUGUUGUAAGUUCUGUAUUUGUGGAUGUUAACACCUAAUUUCAAAGGUAGAAACAAGAUGCUAGCUUCAGUUCCAUUAGGGACUGUAAGAAAAUUUUUCGGAUUGUCACGGACACUGAAGGCCCUGAAAACAUAUCAAGUAUUUCUCUAAAAAUGAAAUUAACAUGUUGGGUUUGUUGUCUAAGAAUUUAACACUCUAAAACUAAUCUGUGUCAUCAGGACUGUGCGGUGUGAUCAGCUCUCUUUUCCAGAGUUGUGUCUCGAUAGUAACCCUAGAUUUGCAAACCCUUGCACAUGCUCACUUGAUUCAGCAAAGUAGAGUUUCGCUCUGUGAUUGCAGAUAUACCAGGAGCUGAUGUGGAAAUAUUUUGAUCUGCAGUCUUAUGAGGAGAAAAACAAGACUACAAAGCGACAAAUUGUUGUGACAAAGCCUUUAGGACGUCGGAAGUGGACGAAGCCAAAAGCUGAUGAUGAUUUUUGUAGUUUAGGGUUUGUUGAGGUUAAAGCAACAAAACUACUUGAUUAGGUUUAAGAAAACAAAACAAAGUUCAGGUUAAAUUCAGUCAGUGUUUGUCUGUGAAGUUUCUCAGUCGUCCAGGUCAUCUUUCUUCAACAAGGGUUAAAUAUGGGGCCACUAGACUUGGUUGUAGAUCCGUAAAGACGUUUCACCUCUCAUCCGAGAGGCUUCUUCAGUUCUGACUGGCUUUUGGGAAGCUCCAAGUAUUUCUUCUGGGCAGUAUUGACGCAGCCACAACUUGCAACAACUGGAGCACUAACGAACCCGUUGCAAACUAUAGCAAGGUCUUCGAUCCUGCCUUGGAUAAAUACUUUAAUAAGAGUUAAAACAUCUUCUUGGAUCUACAAUCUAGUCCAUUUGCCCCAGAAAUAAGUCAAUGUUAACUUUUGGUAUCACCCAGGACACUAAUAGCAGCUUUUUGCCACUUUUCUCACUGCAACGACACAAAAGUUUCACAAAUCUAGGUUUACCAUCUAGACAUGACUGCUUUCCAGCAAUAAAAACAACCUAAACAGAAGUACAGAAAUCUCUCAUACGAUCUCUCAAAGAAAAUGUGUUCUUGUCGGACGCCAUCAUUCAUAUAAAGAAGAUGAUGGUAAAAGAAUUUUAUGCAACUAUUAACUUCACUACAAUACGAUCCUUCAGUCCGAUAAUUUUCCUACAGUCCCUCUAAUAUUAAACCAAGCUCCAGAGCUGCUCUGAUCCCGAUCAGUGACAGAGCGUUCGUCGUGCUUUUGCAUUGUAAUCAUCUUUAGUGCUUGGAGUUAUAAGCCAGGAGUUGUGGCCCUGAAUUCACCCUCCAUUUCAUCAACUAUACUCUUCAACUCUCCAACGUCGUAGAACCAGCACAAGGAUUUUCUUCUUCCUCCUGCUGGCACUAUGAUGAAAAAAAACCUCAGCUAUUUUGAAUUUAGACAGAAAAUUACGCUAUAUCUCGAGCGAACAGCCGAAAACGCAGAGAGCAUGUUAAGUUUUUUUUCCCAUCUCCAUCUACCAACAGCAGGCUGUGUGUAUUAACGUGGUGACAGUUUGUUUCUUGUGGUGGAUGUAGUGAAUGUCAGUACUGUCGGGAUUUUUUCGCCUGCCAUUGUGAGCAAAAAUGUUCCUGCACUUUUAAAUUAUUCAAGCAGUCGACGACGCAGCCAGCAGUUAUUGCACUCUGUCCCUGUGUAUGUGUGUUCAUUGUGUAUGCAUAGCUACAAUACAUGUACUCAGUAUUUCUACAAAAAAAAAACGUUUUAAGCACAGGUUAGGACAUGUGAGACUGAAGCACAAUGUAAAUGCACAUAGCUGUUGUCGAGUAAUAAAGGUGUUUCUGACAUGCUUGUGAAUCUCAGACUAAAUAUCGAAGACAUCUGUGCAGUAGUGGCCCUCUGUAGCUUUAAAGUGAUGUACCUAUCUUGAGACUUUGAGGUAUGUUGUGUAUCGUUAAGGAAAUGUGUCACCAGUAGAGAAAUUCAAAUAUUCCUGUUAUGAUAUCUCGUUGCUGCGAUUGUUGUGUUAUCGUGGUAAUAAAUAUAACA